AUGUUAAUCUCUGAUAAGAUUGAGGCAAUGCAAGCCAUGAGAGGGAAUAGUCAAAAUCCCAGUACUGCAACAACACCUACAACUGAAGAUAGGUCAAGCGGUAACUGGUGGGACACAUGGCUCACAUCCGCUAAGAGUAAGUCCGCAGAAGUAUAUACAAUGGUGAAGAAAGACUUGGCUGAGAUUGGCACAGCUGUCAAGAGCGAGGCAAGCCAUGUCUUCAAUUCAACAUCAACGGCUAUAGGAGAGACUUGGAAGAUGGCUGUACCCGAACCACAGACAAAUGCUAUGAAGAAAAGUAUCAGUAGCUUUAUAGGACAAGUAAGCACUGUCUUGAACCCUGAACCUGAUGAUGAAGACGACACCGAAGUCAUUCUCUCGUCUGGUGACACCACUAUGCUCUCUACUUAUAAGAAAGAACUGGAAUCCCUCCAACGGGUUGACGCGACAUACAUAGUACCUCCAGACAGGCUCCACUUCACAGCCUGGAGAGAGAGCUUAGAGAGCGAUGACGUCAUCUCUCCCGUCGCAGCCGUCAAGAGACUGAACAACAGUCCCAUACUCAAGACCCAGUAUGAGAAAUUGGUCCCCGACGCCUGCUCACAUGAUGAGUUUUGGGAGAGGUAUCUAUUCCGAGUGGCGUUACUCCAAGACCGUCUGGCGGCCAUGUCUCGCAAAGCACCCGCAGAUUCGGUAUCUGACGAUCCGGUACUGGCUCAUUUGCCGCAAGAAAUUACACCUAUACAGACGAGUCCAAAAAAAGUUCUCUCUGGUCUAACCGAAACCCCUGACGUAGACAAUGUUGUCGCCUGGGAAGAUGAAGAUUUCGCUAAUGACGUCGAGCUGACAGAGGAGCAGCAAAUUUUACUUCUAGAGGAAUACGAAAAGGAAAUAACAUCGAAAAAACAGAAGCAAACUAAAGAUGUUGCCAAUAACAACGCAGAUACACCCAUAAAAGUUGCCACACUUAAAAAUAAAUCCCCGAAUAAAACUAAGUCCGACGAAUGUGGGAAUUUAGUUGAAGACUACUUUGGUGAUAAGGAAGUGAAUGAUGAUGCUAGCGCUAAUUCAGAUGAGAGUUGGGAAAAAGAGUUUGAAAUCGAAGAACCGACGGCCCAAAAGGCCUGA
Pieris macdunnoughi is the source of this 1128-nucleotide messenger RNA. The record is from the annotation of a GenBank genome assembly. NCBI's taxonomy places the organism in Eukaryota, Metazoa, Arthropoda, Insecta, Lepidoptera, Pieridae.